Messenger RNA from Macroventuria anomochaeta, 570 nucleotides. RefSeq lists its product as uncharacterized. The record is from RefSeq and is a predicted model, not a curated record. The coding region runs from base 143 to 319 and encodes 58 amino acids. NCBI's taxonomy places the organism in Eukaryota, Fungi, Ascomycota, Dothideomycetes, Pleosporales, Didymellaceae. The transcript has a single exon.
GUUCGCAUGGGCGAACUCCGUCUUCGCGCAAACCAUCCUCGAUCUCGCAAAGCGGAAACCACACCUCCUAUUCGGCAAGGGCGCGGAGCCAUACACUCUGGACUAGAAGCCUAAGCUCUCGUCGCGCGAUGUCGGUGGCGCUAUGAGUGUCCAAGAGUCCGCCAUUCGGAGCAUACCCAGUUACGCUGCAUUCUUUGGGAUGCUAUAUGCUCUGUACUUCCUUUCGUUCGUCUUGCAUCGACCCGUUAUGGCGAUGCUGGGAUUGCUGGACAGCGAAGGCCAGAUGAUGUUCCGGGCUUGGCUGUGGGACCAACUGUAGUAGAUCCUCGCUUUGCGUGUAAGCAAGAUGCGUUGAUCUUGACGCCCAGUGCCUAUCCUCUCGCUGCAUGCCAAUCCCCUGGUAUCUUGUGUCAUGUGUUCCUCGUAGUAAAGCGGCUGCUCAGGUUCAAAGCGGUUGUCGAUAUGCCAACAUAUCCUGUAAUCCUUCACAGAUCAGGCUGAUAAUGCAGCCUAAACUUCUUAUUCGCCCUAUCCGGCGCCCUGGUCUGGAACUGCUCUCCAAAGAUCUCA